Messenger RNA from Columba livia (rock pigeon), 2101 nucleotides. It is a transcript of the gene GNAI2, whose product is annotated as G protein subunit alpha i2. The record is from RefSeq and is a predicted model, not a curated record. Gene Ontology annotation, molecular function: GTP binding; G protein-coupled receptor binding; G-protein beta/gamma-subunit complex binding. Gene Ontology annotation, cellular component: heterotrimeric G-protein complex. Lineage: Eukaryota; Metazoa; Chordata; Aves; Columbiformes; Columbidae. The transcript has 9 exons. Gene Ontology annotation, biological process: G protein-coupled adenosine receptor signaling pathway; gamma-aminobutyric acid signaling pathway; adenylate cyclase-inhibiting G protein-coupled receptor signaling pathway. Bases 77 to 1144 code for a protein of 355 amino acids.
CGGCGCGCAGGGGCGGGGCGGGCGGGGCCGGGCAGGGCAGAGCCGCGGGCGCGCGCAGGCAGCCGCCGCCGCCGCCAUGGGCUGCACCGUGAGCGCCGAGGACAAGGCGGCCGCCGAGCGCUCCCGCAUGAUCGACAAGAACCUGCGGGAGGACGGCGAGAAGGCGGCGCGGGAGGUGAAGCUGCUGCUGCUGGGUGCUGGCGAGUCUGGGAAGAGCACCAUUGUCAAACAGAUGAAGAUCAUCCAUGAGGAUGGCUACUCGGAGGAGGAGUGCCGGCAGUACAAAGCCGUGGUCUACAGUAACACCAUCCAGUCCAUCAUGGCCAUUAUCAAGGCAAUGGGGAACCUGCAGAUUGACUUUGGAGACUCCUCCAGAGCGGAUGACGCUCGGCAGCUGUUUGCGCUCUCCUGCACUGCCGAGGAGCAAGGCAUCCUACCGGAGGACCUGGCCAAUGUGAUCCGGAGGCUGUGGGCUGACAACGGGGUCCAGGCAUGUUUUAACCGCUCCAGAGAGUACCAGCUGAACGACUCUGCUGCCUACUACCUGAAUGACCUGGAGAGAAUAGCCCGUGCCGACUACAUCCCCACGCAGCAGGAUGUGCUACGCACCAGGGUGAAGACCACUGGCAUCGUAGAGACCCACUUCACCUUCAAGGAUCUGCACUUCAAGAUGUUCGAUGUGGGUGGCCAGCGCUCGGAGCGGAAGAAGUGGAUCCACUGCUUUGAGGGGGUGACAGCCAUCAUUUUCUGCGUCGCCCUGAGUGCCUACGACCUGGUGCUGGCUGAAGACGAGGAGAUGAACCGGAUGCACGAGAGCAUGAAGCUGUUUGACAGCAUCUGCAACAACAAGUGGUUCACGGACACAUCCAUCAUUCUCUUCCUCAACAAGAAGGACCUCUUUGAGGAGAAGAUCGUGCACAGCCCCCUGACCAUUUGCUUCCCUGAGUAUACAGGGGCCAACAAGUACGAUGAGGCGGCUGGCUACAUCCAGACCAAGUUUGAGGACCUGAACAAGCGGAAGGACACCAAGGAGAUCUACACCCACUUCACCUGCGCCACCGACACCAAGAACGUGCAGUUCGUUUUCGACGCCGUCACCGACGUCAUCAUCAAGAACAACCUGAAGGACUGCGGGCUCUUCUGAGGGUGGCACUGCCCAGGACCCCUGGCAAUGCCAGCGAAGGGAGGACCGUGCCGCCCCCACCUCCUGCUUCUCUUCGGAUUCAUCCCUCCACCCCCACCCCAUAAAGAGACUUUUGGGUGUCAGCGCAGUGGCAGGGCCCGUGUCCCCUCCGCUGCCCCGCUCACCCCCCGCCAUCCUCCUUUUCCUUGUUGGCGUCACCCUUUCUGCCUUCCUGCGGAAAAUGAGGUUUUCAUCCUGGUUUUUAACUCCUGAACUGCUCCAGCCCCCCUGUUCCUUUGCUCCCGAGCCCUGGCGCUCUCACUGUUUACAUUGCAAGUGUUGCUGGCACGGGGUGGGGGGGACACAGGGGUCCCCCUGGGGACACCCACCCGGCUGAAAACACAACCAACAACAUUCCUUUUAGUAAGCCACAAAAGAAAGAAAAGGAGAAGGAGAAGAAAGUAAAAAAACAAAAACAAAAACAAAAACAAAAAAAACCAAACACAACAGUGCGCAAAAAAAACACCACACCACACUGGCUGGGUCAAGGUUGCUUUUUACAGAAACCUUUUUACCAAACUAUUUAAAAGCGUCAAGUGCUACGUGGUGGCGGUGCCCUCCAUGGCCAGCCCACCCCCCAACCGUGUGCCUUGGGGGGGGUCUGCACCCCACCCCGCCUCGCUGCCCCCUGCCCCGCUACCCCGAGGGACGGGCAGCCCUUGGUGGGCAGCGGCUGGGCAGGGGAGUGGGUAGGGGGUGCUGCCCGCUGCCUGUAUCCCCCCCUCUUUCUAAGCCUAGUUUUGUAGGGCUAGCUGUUGCGUUGGGCGAAAAGAGCCCGCUGUACAGAGUGGCCCCUGCUGUCCCCCCCUAGCCCGGGGGGGCCCCCUCAGCCGGUGCCCGCGGCCUCGCUUUUCCCACAGGAUGUUUUACCGAAUCGUUCACAUGGUUUGAAAUAAUAAAAUGUUGAAACAAAAUAAA